GCUGCGGGGGAGGGGAGCGCUGAUGCAAGAGGCGAGCGCGGCCGCGGGUACCGCCUGACCGCGUCCCUCAGUGCCCGCCGCUCCGCCCGCCUCCCGCACCGCUCCGCACCCGGCCGCAGACAUGUCGGGCGACGAGAUGAUUUUCGAUCCUACUAUGAGCAAGAAAAAGAAGAAGAAGAAGAAGCCCUUUAUGCUGGAUGAGGAAGGGGGGGACACACAAGCAGAAGAGACUCAGCAGUCAGAAACAAAAGAAGUUGAACCAGAGCCAACAGAAGACAAAGAUGUUGAAGCAGAUGAAGAAGACAGCAGGAAGAAGGAUGCAACAGAUGACCUGGAUGACUUAAACUUCUUCAAUCAAAAGAAAAAGAAGAAGAAAACAAAAAAGAUAUUUGAUAUAGAUGAAGCAGAAGAAGGUGUAAAGGACUUGAAAAUUGAAGGAGAUGUGCCAGAGGUAGUAGAACCUGAAGAUGACCUUGAUAUCAUGCUGGGCAAUAAAAAGAAGAAAAAGAAGACAUUCAAGUCUCCAGAUGAAGAUGAGAUAAUGGAGAAGGAUGAAGCUUUUGAGGAUGAAGAUAGCAAAAAAGAUGAUGGAAUUUCUUUUAGCCUUCAGUCAGGACCUGCGUGGGCGGGCUCAGAAAGGGACUACACAUAUGAUGAGUUGCUCAACAGAGUAUUUAACAUCAUGAGGGAAAAGAACCCUGACAUGGUAGCUGGAGAAAAACGAAAAUUUGUCAUGAAGCCUCCACAAGUUGUACGAGUAGGGACCAAGAAAACAUCUUUUGUCAACUUUACAGAUAUCUGCAAAUCAUUACAUCGUCAGCCAAAACAUCUCCUGGCGUUUUUGUUGGCAGAGUUGGGUACAAGUGGCUCAAUAGAUGGUAACAACCAGCUUGUAAUCAAAGGAAGAUUCCAACAAAAACAGAUAGAAAAUGUCUUGAGAAGAUAUAUCAAGGAGUAUGUCACCUGUCACACGUGUCGCUCACGGGACACAAUCCUACAGAAGGACACCAGGUUGUAUUUCUUGCAGUGUGAGACCUGCCACUCACGCUGCUCCGUCGCCAGCAUCAAAACUGGGUUCCAGGCUGUCACAGGCAAGAGAGCACAGCUCCGUGCCAAAGCUAACUAGUUUGCUAACCAACACUGGAGUCUGCAAAGUGUUCUGGGGAGAUCUGACUGCACAGGUUUACCAUCGGAUUGGAUUUGCCAUUGUAUUAAAACAAGAGUGUAAAAACCACGAGAAAUUUGGCUUUUGAUUGGUUGGUCUGUGAAAUCCUUGCAAGAUGCAGAUCCUGAAGCUGUUCACAUACAUUUGCUCAUUGAAUAUAUUUUACCAACUGUAAGGAACGUGAUGGGGAAGGAGGUGCUUUUUAAUCCCUUCAGACUUCUGUAAAACAUGAGAUAAAUUAAAGAUACUAUAACAGUGA
Molecule: messenger RNA, 1424 nt
Organism: Calypte anna (Anna's hummingbird)
Lineage: Eukaryota; Metazoa; Chordata; Aves; Apodiformes; Trochilidae
Gene: EIF2S2
Product: eukaryotic translation initiation factor 2 subunit beta
Exons: 9
Coding region: 122-1126 (334 amino acids)
Biological process (GO): formation of translation preinitiation complex; translational initiation; formation of cytoplasmic translation initiation complex
Cellular component (GO): eukaryotic translation initiation factor 2 complex
Molecular function (GO): mRNA binding; translation initiation factor binding; translation initiation factor activity
Source: RefSeq, a predicted model, not a curated record